Molecule: messenger RNA, 4299 nt
Organism: Acomys russatus (golden spiny mouse)
Lineage: Eukaryota; Metazoa; Chordata; Mammalia; Rodentia; Muridae
Gene: Sema3e
Product: semaphorin 3E
Exons: 17
Coding region: 615-2942 (775 amino acids)
Biological process (GO): negative chemotaxis; neural crest cell migration; semaphorin-plexin signaling pathway
Molecular function (GO): chemorepellent activity; semaphorin receptor binding
Source: RefSeq, a predicted model, not a curated record
CGGGGAGAUGCAGCGGGGCACGUGGGCUGGAGACACUUCCUAGAAACGCGCGCGGGCUCAACCCUGCCUGAACUUUCCUGUAAACAGAGCGCUGACAGGCGGCAUCCCGCUGGGUGGAUCCCGCGCUCCUGGAGCAAGUGGCGCUUCUUGCUUUUAAUUAGCAAGAGGAGAGGCGAAUAAGAACUAGCUGCUCGGCAAGUCAGUGCAGGAGGCUGACUUCUGGGAGGCUUGGGGGAAAAGCUAGGGGAGGCUGCUGGUCUGCUCCGGCUGUUUUCUCAAUGAAUAGCUGGCGGGGAGACUGAAGCCAGCCACAGCCUCCUCCUCACUCCGCAGCUGGGUGACGGCGACAGCUCCACACCGGACCUGGCUCCCAAGACGCGCUCCUUGGAAUGCCCUCUUGCUCCGCGCUUCUAAACCACCGGUCCCGAGAAAAGAAAGGCUUUGCGGAUCCAAAUAUUGCCCGGCAAAUGACACUUGGGAAUGGUAUUUUCUAAUGACAGCCCCGUCUGUUUGUGACAAAGCCUGUCGCCCGCAGUUGCCACUGGAGGGAAGUCCUAAGUAAAACUCAAUCUUGAGUAAGGCUGCUAGGGGCUAGUGGAGAGCCAGCACGCACCAUGUCACCGGCCGGACGCAUCCUCACCUGGCUACUCUGUGGUCACCUGCUGGAGCUCUGGACCCCAGGUCACACCGCGAACCCCUCCUACCCAAGGCUGCGCCUGUCACAUAAAGAACUCUUGGACCUGAACAGGACAUCAAUAUUUCAAAGCCCCUUUGGAUUUCUUGAUCUCCACACAAUGCUGCUGGAUGAGUAUCAAGAACGACUCUUUGUAGGAGGCAGAGACCUUGUGUAUUCCCUGAACUUGGAGCGAAUCAGUGAUGGCUACAGAGAGAUAUACUGGCCUAGUACAGCAGUAAAAGUCGAAGAAUGCAUCAUGAAAGGAAAAGACGCAAAUGAGUGUGCCAAUUACGUUCGAGUUUUGCAUCACUACAACAGGACACACCUUUUGACCUGUGCUACGGGGGCCUUUGAUCCACUUUGUGCCUUCAUCAGAGUUGGGUACCAUUCAGAGGACCCCCUGUUUCACCUGGAGUCCCACAGAUCUGAGAGAGGAAGGGGCAGAUGUCCUUUUGACCCCAGCUCCUCCUUUGUCUCCACUCUCGUUGGUAGUGAACUGUUCGCUGGACUCUACAGUGACUACUGGAGCAGAGAUUCUGCGAUCUUCCGCAGCAUGGGGAAGCUAGGCCACAUUCGCACUGAACAUGACGAUGAGCGGCUGCUGAAAGAACCAAAAUUUGUAGGCUCAUAUAUGAUUCCUGAUAAUGAAGACCGAGAUGACAACAAAAUAUACUUCUUUUUUACUGAAAAGGCGUUGGAAGCGGAGACCAAUGCCCACACCAUCUACACCCGAGUGGGGAGGCUGUGCGUGAAUGACAUGGGAGGACAGAGAAUACUGGUGAAUAAGUGGAGCACAUUCCUUAAAGCAAGGCUGGUUUGCUCAGUACCAGGAAUGAAUGGAAUUGACACGUAUUUUGAUGAGCUAGAGGAUGUGUUUUUACUGCCUACCAGAGAUCCUAAGAACCCAGUGAUAUUUGGACUGUUUAAUACUACCAGCAAUAUAUUCAGAGGCCAUGCUAUAUGUGUCUAUCACAUGUCGAGUAUCCGGGAAGCCUUUAACGGCCCAUAUGCACAUAAAGAAGGCCCCGAGUACCACUGGUCACUGUAUGAAGGCAAAGUCCCUUACCCCAGGCCUGGCUCUUGUGCCAGCAAAGUGAAUGGAGGGAAAUAUGCGACCACCAAAGACUACCCCGACGAUGCCAUUCGAUUCGCAAGAACGCAUCCAUUAAUGUAUCAUCCCAUUAAACCUGCUCAUAAAAAGCCAAUACUUGUAAAGACGGAUGGAAAAUAUAACCUGAAGCAACUAGCAGUAGAUCGAGUGGAAGCUGAGGAUGGCCAGUAUGAUGUUUUAUUUAUUGGGACAGAUACAGGAAUUGUGCUGAAAGUAAUCACAAUUUACAACCAAGAAACAGAGGGGAUGGAGGAAGUCAUACUCGAGGAGCUUCAAAUAUUCAAGGAUCCAGUUCCUAUCAUUUCUAUGGAAAUUUCUUCAAAGAGACAACAGCUCUACAUUGGAUCAACCUCUGCUGUGGCACAAGUCAGAUUCCAUCACUGCGACAUGUAUGGCAGUGCUUGUGCCGACUGCUGCCUGGCUCGAGACCCUUACUGUGCCUGGGAUGGCAUAUCCUGCUCCAGGUACUACCCAACAGGAGCACAUGCGAAGAGGCGGUUCCGCAGACAGGAUGUUCGGCACGGCAAUGCUGCCCAGCAGUGCUUUGGACAGCAGUUUGUUGGAGACGCCUUGGACAGGACUGAGGAGAGGCUGGCCUAUGGCAUAGAGAGCAACAGUACUUUGCUGGAAUGCACACCACGAUCACUACAAGCGAAAGUUGUCUGGUUUGUGCAGAAGGGACGUGAAAUAAGAAAAGAAGAGGUGCAGGCAGAUGACAGAGUGGUUAAGAUGGACCUGGGUUUACUCUUCCUUCGAGUACGCAAGUCAGAUGCUGGGACCUAUUUUUGCCAGACAGUAGAGCAUAGCUUUGUCCACACUGUGCGUAAAAUCACCUUGGAGGUAGUAGAAGAGCAGAAAGUGGAAGGGAUGUUUCAUAAGGACCACGAAGAAGAAAGACAUCACAAGAUGCCCUGCCCUCCCUUAACCGGCAUGUCUCAGGGGACGAAACCCUGGUACAAAGAAUUCUUGCAGCUCAUUGGCUACAGCAACUUCCAGAGAGUGGAAGAAUACUGUGAAAAGGUGUGGUGUACAGACAAGAAGAGGAAAAAGCUUAAAAUGUCUCCCUCCAAGUGGAAGUACGCCAACCCCCAGGAAAAGAGGCUUCGCUCUAAACCUGAGCAUUUCCGCCUGCCCAGGCACACGCCGCUCUCCUGAGUUCGCCCUCUGCCGGCUGCUGAGGAAUCUAGAAUGGAAACAUAUUUUGAAGAGAAGAGAGUGAAAGCAUGCAACAUCUUUCCAUUACUUCAAAGAGCUUUCUGUAGUACUGAGAGGCGGGAAAGGUGUUUUAAGUUAUUCUGCAUACUCACCUAACUGUACAGACCUCUCACCGUACUAGUACUUACACGUGUGUAUUGCUUAAAAGGCUUCACAUUGUAUUUAUCAACACAUGACUGUGGCUACAAUUUUGAGUUUGCUAUUCAGGGAAAUUAUUUCACCAUUGGGAUGUGUAUUAUAAUUAUAAUAUUAAAGUAAAUGUUUUUAGAUUGUCAUAAUUAAGAAAGAAGUGAAAAUAAAUCAGCCCUAUCUUUCUCGAGUUUCCCUUGCAACUAUGAGAUAAAAACACAGAAUAUCAAAUACUUUGAUUUCUAUGUGAACUUUCGGUUUUGUUGCUAUUUUUUUUUAAGCCAUGAGUUGUAAGUAGUUGUGUUAUGGUUGCUAUAAACCAACCAUAAAAUAAAUCUGCAACCCAUCCGUUAUAAGACUUGUUCCCUUCAUGAAACACUCAUUAAACUAUAUUUAAAAUAUUUCUGUUUUAUAAACAAGACACAUCCUUUAAAUUUCACUUCAGUGUGGAAGGAAGGAAGAUAACAUCACCGAUAUUUUUAACUAAUGUUAAAGCAUGAAGGUAGAAUUUUAAUCAAAAGGUCUGUGCUUCCCUCUUGUGGUAGAAGAAGGCAUCUUCUGUCAUAGUGCUGUUUCCACAAAUACUCUGCAAAGAUUUGAAAACAAAUUUUGUGAGCAGAUACAUCUCAUUUUCAGAAAACUCAAUUAAAACCAUAAUGACUUUGCAGUACAGCAAAGAUAUUAACAACAUUUGAGCUUUUAAAAGGUAGGCUUUCAACUCUUCCCUGAGGGGGGAAAAUACUUUGGAAGAAUGUUUUAUCUGUAAAAAAUUAUCAAAACAUUUUCUCUUAGAAACAAAAAUUUUCUGUUUUAUAUUUGCUUCUCGGAUUCAUUUUAGUACUGACAUCUUCAGAGAAUCAUUAUCUUUAUCUUAUAAAUAUUACCAAAAUUUAUAUUUUUCAGAAUGUUUAUUUCUUGAAAUCUUUCUCUUUGUAUUUUAAAGAGUUAACAGCUCCCUUUCUGAAAUAUGAGCUUUAUAAGACUGUUCACUUAUGUAAGAGUAAAGCAAGUGGGGUGUACAUAAGAACAAUUAUGAAUAGUUAUUCAGACUUAAAUUUAAAUAUUUAUGUCUGCUAUCUCUGUAUGCUAAAUAAUUAAGAAUAUAAAAUGUUGAGAAUUUCUAAUUGCUUUUUUUUUCACUCUAAGAUGAGUAAAUUACAUAAAGGCU